GUUGUCGCAGAUGGCAAACUUUAGAAUGGCUCUCCAGAGAGAAAAGUCCGUUAGUUUAUAACUCGGAGGGAGAAGUCUGGACGUCCAUGUCUUCUCCGCGGUUUCCCACGAACUGACACGGAUUUCGGUUGCGAUGUCGAGAGAAAACACCUCUCGAAGUUUGGACAGCAUCGACCUCGCGGCUCUCAGAGAUCCAGCGGGGAUCUUUGAGCUGGUCGAAGUGGUUGGCAAUGGAACCUACGGUCAGGUCUAUAAGGGUCGUCAUGUCAAGACCGGUCAGCUGGCAGCCAUUAAAGUCAUGGAGGUUACGGAGGAAGAAGAGGAAGAAAUCAAGCUGGAGAUCAAUAUGUUAAAAAGUUAUUCCCACCAUAGAAACAUUGCUACUUAUUACGGAGCCUUCGUUAAAAAGAGUCCUGCAGGACAGGAUCACCAACUCUGGUUAGUAAUGGAGUACUGUGGAGCUGGAUCUGUGACUGAUCUGGUGAAGAAGACUAAGGGGAACUGUUUUAAGGAGGACUGGAUAGCGUACAUCUGCAGAGAGGUGCUCAGGGGUCUUUCCCAUCUCCACUCCCAUCAUGUGAUCCACAGAGACAUUAAGGGACAAAACGUUCUGCUCACAGAAAAUGCCGAAGUCAAACUGGUUGACUUUGGGGUUUCGGCUCAGCUGGAUAAAACUAUUGGCCGACGGAACACUUUCAUUGGCACUCCUUAUUGGAUGGCGCCAGAGGUCAUCGCCUGUGACGAGAACCCUGAAGCCACUUAUGACUACAGGAGUGACCUUUGGUCUUUGGGCAUCACCGCCUUGGAGAUGGCUGAAGGAGCUCCUCCUCUCUGCGACAUGCAUCCGAUGAGAGCGCUGUUCCUGAUUCCUCGAAACCCUCCACCUAAACUUAAAUCAAAGAAAUGGUCGAAGCGUUUCCUGUCAUUUGUCGACAGCUGCCUGGUGAAAAACCAUCUGCACAGACCCGCCACGGACGCCCUGCUGAGACACGCCUUCAUCAGAGACCUGCCGAAUGAGAGGCACGUCCGCAUCAUGCUCAAAGAUCACCUGGACAGAACCAGGAAGAAGCGAGACAAAGAGGGUCUAGAGUACGAGUACAGCGGCAGUGAGGAUGACGAUGAUGAGGUCACAGAGGAGGAAGGUGAACCAAGCUCUAUAGUGAAUGUUCCUGGGGAGUGGACGUUGAGACGGGAGUUUCUUCGUCUACAGACAGAUGAGAGGAGUAAAGAGGGAGGUCACAGAGGAGGUCAGCAAAGACAACAGCAGCACAGGCAGCAGCUAGCUGAGCAGGAACGAUACAAGCAGCAGUUUCUGGCUGAGAGACAGAGGAGGAUCCGACAGCAACAGGAGCAACGACAGAAGUUGGAGGAUCAGCAGCAGCGGCUGCAGCUGACGGAUGGUGCAUUUCAGUGGGCUGAGCUUCAGGAGGUCUUUGUGGGGGAGGAGCCUGAUCUCCACAACAGCAGGAUCCCUCUGGAUGAGAAGAACAGGAGAUGUGACAGAAGACAGGACCAGACUGGCAGACAGAGGAGCGCCGAUGGUUCUGUGAGGCCUCUGGACUCCACAGCAGACCAGAACGCCAUAGCGCCCAACCAGCUGCUUCAGCUUAAGACCCAGCAUUUCCAGCCACAAGCUAAGCUUCUGCCGCCGCCUCAGCAUCAGCAGCCCUCAGCGGGCCGGAGAUCCCACCGCACACUGCCCAAAGACCAAACCCAGCUCCUGUCACUGCAGCACGAUCACAGGCACAGGGACAAAGAGAGGCAGAAACCCAGAGAACCUUAUAUGGCAGCUGUCCACAAGCUAACAGCUAAUAGUGGGAACAAAGCUGCUGCUGCCGCCGCUGCUGCCGCCGCUGCACCCUCGCCCAGCAGACCUGCAAACAGACAGCACACAGCGAUGGAGCUGAAAGAGUCCAGUGUAGCCAGCAUACUGUUGGCUGCUAAUCUGCCCAGCCAGGUGCAUUCCAGGCUGGGCUCAGGAAGCAGCUCCAGUCCCUGUACCCCCGCCAUGCAGAGGGCUCACUUCAACCAGAAUGCUAAUCUUCGCUCCAGUCGGGACUCUCCUCAUAGCAGCUCCAUGUCAGAUAUGGUCAUCUCUCCUUUGUCCCCGUUUGCCCCAUUGUCCCCAACGGACAACGUCUUCUGGGACCCUGCUGAGGAGCCACCUAAAGUUCCAGAAAGAACCACCUCCAAGUUUUACUGUAAAGAACUGGUGAUGGCCCACAAGAGGACGGCUUCAAGUGGCAGUCCGGUGUCUGCGGCAGAUAAGAGCCGGGGGUCUGCGUCUCAAGGAGGCCCGCCUCUGAGCAGCAACCACCAAGGCGUGCUUAAACUGGAAAGUCCUCUGCCGCAGCACCGUGCACAGAGGAAGGCAGAAAACGCAGCCAGCAGACUCGCGGGAUUCAAACCUGUCUUGGGUCGCCUCAACAAGGCCGCAGAAUAUUCCUCUUCUAGUGAUGAUGUCAGCAGCGACGAUGAAGAAAGGAUCAGGUCGGGUCUUUCUAAUGGAAAAGGGAAAUACUUCAGAGGAAUAUCCGAUGGCAUCGACCUGCAACUCCACCGCAAUCUUAACCAGGUUUCUCGAUUGGGUUCAGAUGACACCUACCUGCUGCCGGACCUCCUGCAGAAAACCUCCUCCUCCAGUCCCACCCGCGAUGCUCUGAGCCAGCAGCGGACGCUUGACUUCAGCUACCCCAUGUCUCCCACAGCCCCCGGAUCCCCCAUAUUCCAAUAUCUACACGAUGUGAGCAGUCCGUCUGGAAAAAGCACAUCUUCCUCUUCCUCCUUCCUGUCCUUCAUCGACCCCCGAUUGAUCCCCACAUCAUCUCCUCCUCACAGUCCCACGGCUCUCAAGUCUGAGCCAAUCAAGAGGGAGAACCACAGGAAAGGCUCUGUGGUGAACGUGAACCCCACCAACAUUCGCCCGCAGAGCGACACCCCAGAGAUCCGCAAGUACAAGAAAAAAUUCAACGCCGAGGUUCUCUGCGCCGGAUUGUGGGGGGUGAAUCUCCUGGUGGGGACAGAAAAUGGGCUGUGGCUGCUGGACCGAAGCGGUCAGGGGAAGGUCUACUCUCUCAUCAGCAGACGGAGGUUUCAGCAGAUGGACGUGCUCGAAGGCCUCAAUGUCCUGAUCACCAUAUCAGGUAAAAAGAACAAGCUGCGCCUGUACUACCUGUCCUGGCUGAGGAACAAGAUCCUCCACAAUGAUCCAGAGGUGGAGAAGAGGCAGGGCUGGACCUCGGUCGGCGACUUGGAGGGCUGUGUGCACUAUAAAGUCGUGCGUUACGAGAAGAUUAAGUUCUUGGUGGUUGCUCUGAAGAAUGCAGUGGAAGUGUACGCCUGGGCUCCAAAGCCCUACCACAAAUUCAUGGCCUUCAAGUCCUUCAGGUCGCUGCCUCAAAAGCCGCUGUUCGUCGACCUGACCGUGGAGGAGGGACAGAGGCUGAAGGUCAUCUAUGGCUCUUCGUCGGGUUUCCACGCCAUCGAUGUUGACUCGGGAACGCCGUACGAUCUCUAUCUGCCAACUCACAUCCAGGGCUUAAUCCAUCCUCACGCCAUCAUCAUUCUGCCAAACAAAGCUGGAACCGAGGUUCUGGUUUGCUACGAAGACGAGGGCGUCUACAUCGACACGUACGGCCGCAUCACCAAGGAUACGGUGCUGCAGUGGGGGGAGAUGCCCGCCUCUGUCGCCUACCUUCAGUCCAACCAGGUGAUGGGAUGGGGGGAGAAGGCCAUCGAGCUGAGAUCGGCCAACACGGGGAACCUGGAGGGCGUCUUCAUGCACAAGAAAGCCCAGAAGCUCAAGUUCUUGUGUGAGAGGAAUGAUAAGGUGUUCUUUGCCUCCGUGCAGUCGGGCGGCAGCAGUCAGAUUUACUUCAUGACGCUCGGACAGAACUCGCUGUUCAGCUGGUAGCGAGCGGAGCCGGGGACUCUGGGAUGCACCGCUGUGGUCUGUCCUCGCCUGACGUUGCCUUCUGGGAUUUGACUCUCGCUGAUCUUCACAAACGCUGGACUUCCCUGAAGGAUCAAGCUGUCCGUUUCCUGUCAGGAGUUCAUGUCGUACAUGAGUUUGUCAUCCCUUCCGUCUUUGAUCACCAAUACCUUUUUUCAAGCUUUUUUUGUCCGCUUACGGUGUUUUUAGAAGGUAAACGCUGCAGUUCCACACCCAACCUGGACAUUUUUUGGUACAGGAAGCAGUGUGGCUCAGCAGGAAGUCUUCACAGGAGAAAAAUCACACGUUUAUUACUUUUUAAUCUCUCGGUUUCAUAGGUCUAAAGUAUGAUUUCUGAAUGACGUACUGUAGUGCUUACAUCCUUUAUGUUCACUUAGCUGCUCUUUUAUUGCAAUGAUUUCCAUUUCUAGACCAAUAAAAACUUUGCGCUGCUGUCUGUAGGUAUAGAUCUAGACACUGAUGAACCUUCUCUGCCCCACAAAGAGUUCAGUAAUGAUGGAUCAAAGUCCAUUUCCUCCUCCGUCCGUCCAUCCAUGAAGGUCUCAGGCCGACGUGGGCGGCUGGAGCUAAUUCCAGCUGUCGCACCGUCCGCUCUGCAGUCACAGACAUCCUGUUUGUGUCCUUAAGACAAACGGCUUCCUCAUAGGGUUAUGGCGGUCUCAUUUCAGGCUGCUGGCAUUUUGUUUUUGUUUUUUUUUUUACACUGGUGGGCAGUGAUUCAUGAUCAUCCGUCCCUGCUUCGCGUGAAAUCCGCUCUGUGCUGCGUCGUCUUAGGACUUGAUCUCUGUUUUUAGGACCAAGAAAUGUCUUUGGUUUGUUCUAGAAAAAGCUUAACAGAGAGCUUUAACCCUUUUGCUAGGUGAACGUGCCUCUAGGAGGCUCGUUCACCUUGGGAGUGGGGUCAUCUGGACCCCACAAGAUAGCACAAGGGGUAAGUGAGGCACAGAUCUAUAGAAACCAGAUUUUCCCAUCAGUUUUGUACAGUUUUAAAUGUAAAUAUUUGUCUAAGAUGCACUGGUCUGCUUUUUUGUUUUCAAACGACAAGCCAUUUUUAUGGAUCUGUACAGAAUUUAAUGUGAAAUAAUUCCAAAACAACGUUCUUUGUGUGUGUGUGUGUGUGUGUGUGUGUGUGUGUGUGUGUGUGUGUGUGUGUGUGUGUGUGUGUGUGUGUGUUAGUUUGAAUGUUGGUGAUGGAAUGCGACUCCUGUCUGCCAUAGAUUUGGUUUGGUGUAAAUCAAAAGUUUUUGCACAAAUGCUUUCCUGUCGUCGUUGAUGUCAUCAGCUUUUAAAGCCCUGCUGUUGUCUGGAUUAGUUAGACCGGAGCAUAAAUGUUCGUUAAACCUCAGGAUUUACAAAAAAAUUGGACAAAUUCCCAUUGAAUCCUAUUUUAUCAUUUAUGCUACAAACAUCUCAACCAAAGAGGAAUUUUUUUUAUAGUGAAUUUAGUAACAAAUUCAAUUUAUUUGACCGCAGAAUUAACUUUAUCCAAGAGUAAAUAGACAUUUUCUGUAAUAUAUAUUACUUAUUAACAACUAGAAGCCAAUCUUAAUAAUGUUUUUGUUUAUUUUAAAUUGUAUUUUUAUUUGUUUUUCUGUUGGUGAACUCAGUCAUUACUACUGCUUAGUCUGCUUUGCAUGUUUUUCUGUUCACAUCUGAAUUUUUGCGGCUGUGAAAUUCAAACCAAAUGUCGUAUUUUUACUGUUUUGUUUGUUUUUUAUCGACUUCAGAGAAUUGCAGCUGGCUGUGUUACCGUUUUCUAAACUAGAAAAAGAGUUGAAUUAUCGCUACAUUGUUAGCCAGUGUUGUGUUGUUGGUUUUUGUUUGUGUUUGUUUGUUUGUUUACUGGUGUGGGAUGAAUCGCAUUUAUCCCUAAAGUACGGCAAUCGAAGAAGAUCAAAAGUGCAGAAAUGUACAGAACAGAAUUUGAAGAUAACAUUGGAUCGCUGUACAGACGUUACAUGCUAGUUGGCAGAAUUCGGUGGGCUGAGGAAAAGUCUUGGUUACGAAAAUCUAUGAUGUCAUAAACUGACAUCAUAGAUGACUCGUCAACUGGAAAUGUCAUCCAUCACUCUAAUGUUUAUGUGCAAAAAUAACAUUUUAAAAAAUGAAAUAUAACACGUGAGUGUUGGCGGGAAAAACUGUUAACCCAGCAAACAAAUAAAAUGUGUAAAGCCUUAACUAACAUAUAUUAGAUGAAGUUCAAAUUAAUUUUAGUUUAAGAUAACGGCACCUAAAAAAUGAGUCUCAAUGUUUUAUCAGCAUUAACUUUUGCAGUUCUUUCUGAGGUUCUUUGAAUCAAAGAAAGUGACUGUUAACACAAUCUAUGACAACUAUAGCCAUGUUCAAAUCACUACUUUCAAAUGUCAAAUCCUUCAAACGCAAUGCAUUCUGGGCAAUAUUAUAUAGAGAAAUCAACCGGCACACCGAGACCCGGACUUAGAUCCCGCGUCAAGGCUUUUGCCCGAAGAGCCACACUGGAUGAAGCUCCCCCUGGGAAUCGAACCUUGAUUUUUCAUGUGCGCACCCUGCACUCAACCGACUGAGCCGUCCAGCCGCAAACAUUCUGGAUUUUCAUUUACAAAAACCCCCAAAAAUACAGCAGAUGUAACGUAUUCGGACACACAGAAGAACAGCAUAGAGCAAAUUCAGCAAAAAACAUCAUUUGUCCCAAACAUUUUCCUAAUGAAGUUUUAUUCAAUACUAGAUAUUAAAAUUCAACAACAAUAUUUCUGUUGGGAAACAUGAAUUCUGGGUUAGCUUUGGUUUUCUAAAUAGAAAGAGUCUGUUCUUCUUGGUCGGGUUCCUGAGCAAGAACCGGACCAGCACGGAGUCCAGACUAGACCAGAUCCAGAACCAGAUGCAGAUCCGGAUCCCUUUGAUUCUAGUUUGAUUGUCUCCUUCCCCUUAGAAAGGCAACUGUGUACUAAACUGGAAGGAAAACGGCUUCAAGUGUUUCAUUUAAUUACUAUUUUCUAUAAUUAGUUGUUUAUUUCCAAUGUAUCAGUUUUGCUUUAUAUCUGAACAGUUGAAAUAAUUAUUAGUAUUUUAUUUUACUAAUUCAAAUUCAAAAGGAGAAAUAUAAAGACCUGCUUUCCUUUCCAUUUGUCGACUGAUUUAGUCAUGAGAACUUGCUAAAUCAAUUGAUUUUUAUGCCGCUGUAUUCGGUCGUUAAACGACGCAGAAUUGACUCUCUUCUUCCAGAUGUUGAUCAGUUUUUAUUUUCCUCCAAAACCAUCCUUGUCACAUCUUUUUGGUUUAUUGAACGGACGUUCCCUCUCCUGCCCGCUGCCGAGCGUUUCCCUGCAGCUCUGCUGCUAAUGAGGCGAGGAGGAUGCUGUUCCUCCCACACCGUCUGCUGCUGCAGAUCACUUCUUUCUCCUGAUUUUCUUUGUGUUAUCGUCUCUAUGUUUCCACGGGAUCGGGUUGUUGGAAGUUUGCCUUUAAAAAAAAGCUCUGUGAUGACGAGUGUGAAGGAUGUGGAGAAAGUUCAGAGUCUGAUGGAGAUGAGAAGAGUUGGAGUCAAAGAGGGAGCAGGAAUGUCCAAUGUGAGAAGAAGUCAGUGUUUUAACAAUCCCACUAAUAAUCUGAAAUAUGUAAUCCCUCAUUUUUAGGCCGGCGGGUAGAUAUCCUAAAAGUUUUGACCAGUUCCAUGUUUGUUACGGUGAAUUAUUCUAACUCUGCCAAAAAGGAGAAGAACAAUGUUUAAUGAAGUAUAUUCCAUGUAAAGGAUAUUAUUUAUUUUUCCACUUGUACCAGUUAUCGUGAUUCUUCUUUUGCACUGAAUGUUUGUCAGAUUUAUGAUGUUCUGUAUAAAAAAAAAUAAAAAAAAAAA
Oryzias latipes (Japanese medaka) is the source of this 7784-nucleotide messenger RNA. Its product is annotated as mitogen-activated protein kinase kinase kinase kinase 4. The record is from RefSeq and is a predicted model, not a curated record. Gene Ontology annotation, molecular function: protein kinase activity; ATP binding. Lineage: Eukaryota; Metazoa; Chordata; Actinopteri; Beloniformes; Adrianichthyidae. Gene Ontology annotation, biological process: protein phosphorylation. Gene Ontology annotation, cellular component: cytosol.